AUGCCACCCAAAGUCCCCAAUUUGAGGUUUAAACCCAAGUUGGUCGCCAAGAGCAAGCCGUCAGAUCCUCAAAACUCCAACCGCGAGGAGCUCACCCUACUCCAGCUUGAGCGUCUCCAACAAAACCAGCAACCCUCACCCCAACAGUCGUCCGAAACGCCUUAUGCGGAUUCAGCCCCAGGGGCCUCCCCGCGCGAUCCCGGGGGGCUCUCGUCGAAAAACCCCCCUUCCUCGUCUUCGAACGCGCGCCCUGGGGAGGAGCCGAUUUCCACGCGUGGCGGCCGGAUGAUCCCCACGCGGGCGGCCCCUCUUGGUCACGCCAGCGCCGCCUGCUACCCCGAUCGUGCGGAGAUGCUCCCGGUGGAUACGGUGAACGCGAUUUUAACCCCCGAUGGGGAUGGGCUUGAUCGCGUGAUCUGCCCGAUCCCUUUGCAGCCUCCUGAAACGGUUUCUUCUUCGUCAUUUUCGGGAAAGGCAUCGGGCCCUUCGAGUACUGUGAAGCAGGAGGAUGAAGAGGAGACGGAAAGAGGGGGUCCUCGCCCGACGGAGCCGACGUUGCUCGAUGGAACGGCGUUUUUACGCGAAGGUGCGGAGGAACUCGCGCGGGCGCAUCGUGCGAAUUGGCGAUUUUAUCAGGAAUCCCUCUCACCCAAAGCCUCGCUGGAUGUGAAGUUGGAGGAAGAAGAGGAGUACGGCGUUGGAGGGGGGGAUGCCGCCGGGAAGGGGGAGGGGCCUUUGGUGUAUUUGCAGCUCCCGCGUUUUUUUGAGAAUCCGCCGUUUGUUUUUGCGAAUCUCCCACCGGGGAGGGUAGGGGAGUUGAAGGUGUUCAAAAGCGGCCGGAUGGUGAUGGAUAUCGCCGGCGUGCACUACGACGUGUGGGCGGAAGGGGGGGAGGAGGGGGCGUACGCGACGGUGGCCGUUACCCAACCCCCUUCCGAUCCGAUGGAUCCGAACGCGAAGCCGAGCUGCUUUGAGGUGGGAACGUUGAAGAUGAAGAUGAUCUGCACCCCCGCCGUCGAGGAGGAUUAA
Molecule: messenger RNA, 1029 nt
Organism: Phytomonas sp. EM1
Lineage: Eukaryota; Euglenozoa; Kinetoplastea; Trypanosomatida; Trypanosomatidae
Source: the annotation of a GenBank genome assembly